Knipowitschia caucasica is the source of this 951-nucleotide messenger RNA. Lineage: Eukaryota; Metazoa; Chordata; Actinopteri; Gobiiformes; Gobiidae. The record is from the annotation of a GenBank genome assembly.
AUGGAGAGCGACCCCGGGGUUUUCACUGAGCUCAUAAAAGGCUUCGGCUGCAAAGGAGCACAGGUGGAGGAGAUCUGGAGCAUGGAGCCAGAGAACUUUGAAAACUUAAACCCGGUGCAUGGGCUCAUCUUCCUGUUCAAGUGGCAGGCAGGAGAGGAGCCAGCCGGGUCCAUCGUCCAGGACUCACGACUCGACAGCAUCUUCUUCGCAAAACAAGUGAUAAACAACGCGUGUGCCACUCAGGCCAUUGUCAGCGUCCUCCUCAACUGCUUCCAUCCCGACAUCGAGCUCGGAAACACACUGUCCGAGUUCAGAGAGUUCUCCCAGAGUUUUGACGCCGGUAUGAAGGGUUUGGCUCUGAGUAACUCUGAAGUCAUCCGACAGGUGCACAACGGCUUUGCCAGGCAGCAGAUGUUCGAGUUCGACGCCAAGUCCACGUCUAAAGAUGAGGAUGCGUUUCACUUUGUCAGUUAUGUCCCAGUGAACGGGCGUCUGUACGAGCUGGACGGGCUGCGAGAGGGGCCCAUCGACCUCGGUGUUUGUAACCAGGACGACUGGAUCAGCGCGGUGCACCCGGUCAUCGAGAAGAGAAUACAGAAGUACAGCGAGGGAGAGAUCCGCUUCAACCUCAUGGCUAUCGUCUCAGACAGAAAGAUGAUCUACGAACGCAAGAUCACAGAACUGCAGACGCAACUCACAGAGGAUGAGCCCAUGGACACAGACCAGAGCAGCACCUUCGUCAGCUCAGAAAUCGCCAAAUACCAACUGCUCAUCGAGACGGAGAACCAGAAACUACAGAGAUAUAAGAUCGAAAACAUCCGACGGAAACACAACUACCUCCCGUUCAUCAUGGAGCUGCUGAAGACGCUGGCGGAGUACCAGCAGCUGAUGCCGUUGGUGGAGAAGGCAAAAGAAAAACAAAGUGCCAAAAAAGCACAAGAAGCCAAAUGA